Molecule: messenger RNA, 605 nt
Organism: Dermatophagoides pteronyssinus (European house dust mite)
Lineage: Eukaryota; Metazoa; Arthropoda; Arachnida; Sarcoptiformes; Pyroglyphidae
Gene: RpL27
Product: ribosomal protein L27
Biological process (GO): translation
Cellular component (GO): ribosome
Molecular function (GO): structural constituent of ribosome
Source: RefSeq, a predicted model, not a curated record
UAUUUUCCAAUGCUACUGUUGUGUGUGUUUCCUGUGGUUGGCCACGCGUGUGUCGCUCACUGGUGUUUUCACUUCAUAUUUUGGUCCAAUUUAUUCAUUUCUUUUGGUUUUUUGUUAUUGUUUCGAAGAUCUAAUACCCGAAAAAAUGGGUAAAAUUAUGAAACCUGGUAAAGUGGUUCUUUUACUAGCUGGUAAAUAUGCUGGCCGUAAAGCCGUUAUUUUGAAAAAUCAAGAUGAGGGCACCAAUGCCAAAAGUUAUGGUCAUGCUUUGGUUGCUGGAAUUGAUAGAUAUCCACGACCUGUUACCCGAAGAAUGGGCAAAAAGAAACGUGCCAAGAGAAGCCGUAUUAAGCCAUUCCUUAAAGUGGUCAACUAUAAUCACAUGAUGCCAACACGAUACAUUGUCGAAAUGGCUUUGGAAAAGGUCGAUGCAAAAGAAAUUGUCAAAGAUCAAGCUGCACGAAGGAAAGCUCGUCAAGAGGUCCGUAGUAAAAUGGAAGAACGUUACAAGUCGGGCAAAAAUAAAUGGUUUUUCACUAAACUUCGUUUCUAAAUUCAAAAACAAGUUUUCGGGAUUACAAAAAUAAAUUUUUUAUUAUUAAUAA